Peronospora farinosa is the source of this 732-nucleotide messenger RNA. NCBI's taxonomy places the organism in Eukaryota, Oomycota, Peronosporomycetes, Peronosporales, Peronosporaceae. The record is from the annotation of a GenBank genome assembly.
AUGUCUCUUUGUCAGCACGUGAAGCGGACGAAAGACCCGUUUAUGAUGGCUGUUCUGCUCGAGGAUCUCUCGGCCUGUGUGGGUGUUAUUAUUGCUGGAUGUGGCAUCGGGGCCAGCCAUAUUACCGGCAACACGCUGCGGGAUAGCCUCGCAAGUGUUUCUAUUGGUGUGCUUCUUGGUGGUGUUGCAGUAUCACUAAUCCGUCUGAACCAAAAGUAUCUAUUGGGUCAGUCAGUGGAGCCAAAAAUUGAGAAUGGUAUCCGUGAGUUGUUGCUGGCACGUCCGUCCAUUGACAACGUGUAUGCUGUCCAGUCACAGUGGGUUGGACCAUCGACAUUUAGCUUCAAGGCUAAAGUGGACUUUGAUGGAACGUACUUGGCAGCGAGACUAUUACGAAUGUACAAGCCGGUAUUUUUGGAAACAAAGGAUUUGGAAAAUGAUCUAUCACUCAUUCUAUCCUGGUACGCAGAGGAUGUGACCCGUCUUGUAGAGAAAGAGGUGCAAGAGGUCGAAGAGGUGAUUCGUAGCAUUUACCCUGAGGCCGCCUUCAUCGAGCUGGAACCUGAUAGUAAAGAGUCAGAGAUGCAAGCCGUGUUAAGUAUGCAGAUGAAGUCCUCCCGUACUAGUGAGCGAGAAGCUAUGACACGAGCACUAGCCCUCCUUGCACGGACAUUAGAGCGCAAGACAACAGACGGUGAUCGUCCUGCUACUACUACCAGCGCACAAAGUUAA